Messenger RNA from Talpa occidentalis (Iberian mole), 945 nucleotides. Its product is annotated as olfactory receptor 51V1-like. The coding region runs from base 1 to 945 and encodes 314 amino acids. Gene Ontology annotation, cellular component: membrane. Lineage: Eukaryota; Metazoa; Chordata; Mammalia; Eulipotyphla; Talpidae. The transcript has a single exon. Gene Ontology annotation, molecular function: G protein-coupled receptor activity; olfactory receptor activity. Gene Ontology annotation, biological process: G protein-coupled receptor signaling pathway. The record is from RefSeq and is a predicted model, not a curated record.
AUGUCUGCUGUUUCUAACUCAAACUUCAGUAAUUCCAGAUUUAUCCUUACUGGAUUUCCUGGCCUAGAGGUUGACUAUCCCUGGCUCUCCAUUCCCUUUUCUUCCAUCUAUGCUGUCGUUUUCUUGGGAAACUGUAUGGUGCUCCAUGUGAUCCGGACUGAGCCGAGCCUACACCAGCCCAUGUUCUACUUCCUGGCCAUGUUGGCCCUCACGGACCUGUGCAUGGGGCUGUCCACCAUGUGCACAGUGCUGGGGAUCCUGUGGGGGUUCGUGCAAGAUAUCAGCCUGGACUCCUGCAUUGCCCAGUCCUAUUUCAUCCACGGUCUGUCCUUCAUGGAGUCCUCUGUUCUCCUUACCAUGGCAUUUGACCGUUACAUUGCCAUUUGCAACCCACUACGCUACUCCUCCAUCCUCACCAAUGACAGAAUCAUAAAAAUCGGGGUGACAAUCUUAUGUAGGAGCUCCCUACUCAUACCUCCAGUCAUCAUUCGCCUGAGGUUUUUAAAUUACUGCCGCCCCCACAUCCUUUCUCAUUCUUUCUGCCUGCACCAGGACCUAAUUCGAAUGGCCUGUUCAGACAUCCGCUUCAACUACAUCUAUGGUCUGGCACUGGUAAUCAGCACCCUGCUUUUGGAUGCAGUGCUUAUCCUCAUCUCCUAUAUCAUGAUCUUGUAUGCAGUCUUAGCUAUUGCAUCACGGGAAGAGAGGAUCAAGUCCUUGCAGACUUGUGUGUCUCAUAUCUGUGCUGUUUUAGUUUUCUACGUCCCGAUCAUUGGCCUGACCAUGGUGCACCGCUUUGGGAAACAUCUCUCACCAAUGGUUCAUGUCCUCAUGGGCAACAUCUAUAUCCUUUUCCCACCUUUGAUGAACCCGAUUAUUUAUAGUAUCAAGACUCAACAAAUAAGAAAGAGAAUCCAGAGAUUAUUUUACUUGAAAGGAAUAUAG